Molecule: messenger RNA, 1788 nt
Organism: Musca domestica (house fly)
Lineage: Eukaryota; Metazoa; Arthropoda; Insecta; Diptera; Muscidae
Exons: 4
Coding region: 1-1788 (595 amino acids)
Source: RefSeq, a predicted model, not a curated record
AUGAAUUAUAGCGCAUUUUUGGUGGGCCAUGAUGAAGGUCUUUUUCGACAGGACGAAAGUAUAAAUCGUUUUGUGGCCAAGGCUUUGAGAUUUUUAAUUCAAAAUGUUUUUGAAACUCUUACCUCAACGUAUGCGGUGUUUAUAGCCUCGCGAGAUCAGCCCACCUUGCAUUGGAUGAACUACAUCAUGAUGGAGUUGUUCAGCAUUACAACGGCAAUGACCGUUCAAAUUGUGCAAAUAAAUGCAGGACAAAAAGUGAAGUUUGAAGUAAGUGGAAGAAAAUAUUGUAACAUUCUGUUGGUGCAAUCCUAUCGGGACUUGUUGGACAUUGGUUUGGAAUCGAUCAACUCCGCCUACGAUGGCAUGGAAUACUAUUUAAUAUUUCUCCAAGCUAGAGAUGCAAUGAUUCCUAGAGAGAUGCAGCUCAUACUUCAAUAUUGUUUAGAUAACUAUUGGCUACACUGCAAUGUUAUGAUACAAACUGCCAAGGGUGAAGUACUGAUGUACACCUAUUUUCCCUAUACCGCGCAAGAUUGUUAUAAAGCUAAACCCCAAUUUAUUGAUUACUUUGAUGGUGAACGAUUUCAAAAUGCCCCAUUGUUUCCCGAUAAGUUGAACAAUUUACACAAAUGCCAAUUGACUGCCAGUACUUGGCCCCAACCGCCAUAUGUUGCGAUGACAUAUUUAGAUGAUGGCAAUUUGCAUUAUUCCGGCAUGGAUAUCAACUUAUUGUAUGGUCUAAGUGCGCAUAUGAAUUUUAGUUUAAAAUUCGAAUAUAAGGAUGACGAGCGCAUAAAAUUUGUGAUAAGAGAUCGUCAGGUUAAUAUGAGCAUGUCGUAUACUAGACGUUCAUUGGAACUGGAUCGUAUUGGAUCUAGUACUGUAACAGUUUAUCAUACCACCCUCGUAGCGGUAGUCAUUCAAAAUCCUUAUCCGCUGUCAUCUCUAAAAACUCUUGUGUUUCCUUUCGAUACUACAGUAUGGAUAUGCCUGCUAUGUUCUCUGCUCAUGACGAUUGCAAUUAACCAAACGCAACGUCACACAAAUCCCUUCACAAAUCUCAAUUUCGCUGAAAUACUUUUGGGUCUCAGUACCCUUUACAGACCACAACUCAAAUGGCAUUCGCUCUCGGUGCUAACCUGGUUAUGGAGCUCCCUUCUCUUACGUUCUCUCUAUCAAUCGAUGAUAUUCUUUUUGUAUAAUUUCGAUAUAUUUGAAAAUUUACCCAAAUCCCUUGAUACAUUGACAAAGCAGGGGUUUACCUUAAUUAGCUCUCGCAAAACAAUGACGUUUGUCCGGAAAAUACCACAAGUUGAGGAGAAUAUGCUACGCACCAUUGUUCUGAAUUCCACCAAUGAAAUGUAUCAACUUUUCUAUUUGGAUAAAAUAUCAGAGGGAAAUUAUGCCGCAAUUGUGGACAAAGAAAUUGCACGAUUUUUCAUUGACAACAUGGCACCGAAAAAUAAUUUGAAAAUUCUACCAUUCACCGUCAACAGUAUCCAGACAACAAUUUACUUACCAAAACAUUCAUUUCUGAUCGAAGCCAUAAAUGCUAAUAUUUUACGUUUCUUUGCGGCAGGAUUUCAGGUGGUUUGGAAGUUACACAACCGAAGUUUGGAAAAUCCUAAUAACGAAGAUUCUCAGCGAACUAUUUCCGAAAUGUCCUUAAUGCAUGUGAUCAGUGUGCUGGAAAUGACUGCAAUCCUGUACUUUCUUUCAUUUGCUUCUAGUGACAUUAUUCACAAGCAAUCGACGAAGCUUCUGAAUCUUACGCUGCCAAGUGCCUGA